GGCCGGACCCCCCUACAAUACCGUCCAUUAAUCCGCCCCCCCGCCUGAACACUGCUGUCCCCUACACUCAGCUGUAUCACUGACCCCCAAUCGGGCGCGCUACGCAUGCUGGGAUAUGUAGUUUGUUACUCGCCGGCGCAGAAAGGAAACUGUAGGCGCGGAACUACAAGCCCCAAGACCCCAGUCACCUUGCAGGGAUUCUCCAUCCUUAUCCCCUGUACAUUUAUCCCUAUUGUAGUGGAUACACUGGCUCAUCGACCCGAAUAGUGAUCAGAGGCAGGAGGUUCACAAAAAUGAAUUUGGCUGAGAUGUGCGAUAAUGCUAAAAAAGGCAGAGAAUACGCUCUUCUUGGAAAUUAUGACUCCUCUAUGGUUUAUUAUCAGGGAGUAAUUCAACAAAUUCAGAAACACUUCCAGAGCAUUAGGGAUCCAGUGGUGAAGGUCAAGUGGCAACAAGUGUGCCAAGAGUUAGUGGAAGAAUACGAGCAAGUAAAGACCAUAGUAAACACUCUAGAAUCCUUCAAAAUUGAAAAGCCUGCCGACUUCCCCGUCGCUUUACAAGAUGAACCUGUGAAGGACCCAGCAGUAUGGCCGCCUCCUGUUCCAGCAGAGCACAGGGCUCCUCCCCAGGUCAGAAGACCUAACAGAGAUGUAAAGCCUUUACGUAAAGAAUCUCCUGGAAUCCAACCACAUGGCCCUGUCGGCAGAGCGCAUCCUAUUUCAAAAAACGACAAGGUGUCAAAUCGGGAAAGAGAUGUCCGAGGAAGAGUAAAGGAUGACAAGGGGAGAAAAAAUCAGCAGGAUGUGGGUGGAGACAAUGAGCUGAAGAAGUUUGAUGGUGCUGGGCAUGACAAGGAACUUAUUGAAGCAUUAGAGCGGGACAUCAUCUCUAGGAAUCCCAAUGUCCAUUGGGAAGACAUUGCUGAUCUGGAGGAGGCAAAGAAAUUAUUAAGGGAAGCUGUAGUCCUUCCUAUGUGGAUGCCAGAUUUUUUCAAGGGGAUCAGAAGACCCUGGAAGGGUGUUUUAAUGGUCGGACCACCUGGUACGGGUAAGACCAUGCUGGCUAAAGCUGUAGCAACAGAAUGUGGGACGACAUUUUUUAAUGGGUCCUCAUCAACCUUAACAUCUAAAUACAGGGGAGAGUCUGAAAAAUUGGUGCGACUAUUAUUUGAAAUGGCAAGAUUUUAUGCUCCCACCACCAUUUUUAUUGAUGAAAUUGACUCAAUCUGCAGUCGAAGGGGAACUUCAGAUGAACAUGAAGCCAGUCGAAGAGUCAAGUCAGAAUUGCUUAUUCAGAUGGAUGGUGUUGGAGGCGCACUGGAAAAUGAUGAUCCCUCAAAAAUGGUUAUGGUUCUGGCGGCUACCAAUUUCCCCUGGGACAUCGAUGAGGCUUUACGGAGGAGAUUAGAAAAGAGGAUCUAUAUAGCAUUACCUACAGCUAAUGGAAGAGCUGAGCUGCUGAAAAUAAAUCUCCGAGAAGUUGAGCUGGACCCGGGAGUAGACCUGGAGGUCAUUGCUGAGAAGAUUGAGGGAUACUCUGGGGCGGACAUCACCAAUGUUUGCAGGGAUGCCUCCAUGAUGGCUAUGCGCCGACGUAUCCAGGGCUUAACGCCAGAACAGAUCCGUGCUUUAUCCAAGGAUGAGCUACAGAUGCCUGUGACAAUGUUAGACUUUGACUUGGCACUAAAGAAAAUUUCAAAGUCUGUUUCUGCUGCAGAUUUGGAGAAGUAUGAGAAGUGGAUGGGAGAAUUUGGUUCAGCUUAGUAAAACUAAACUUAUGCAUCUUGCAUUUAAACAUUUUCAAGCUCCGAAGGUCAUGUGAUUCCCACCUUUUUUUUUAUUGACUCUAGACAAGGUCACUUGGUGGUCUCCAGUAUAUCGAGUGAAACCAUUCCUCAGAAGAUCCACCUCUAAUUUUACUAACUUUACCCCUUCAUUAUGCGAUCUUCGGUGGGGGCAAAAAAGAACAUUGUUGAAUGUGUCUGCUUCAGUGACCCCAGUUUUAGGUUUUAUUCCCAUUUGCACUUUGAAAACUCACCUAACCCUAUGAAGAAGACCAUUUUGUGACCAACUUUCACCAUUUCCAAUUAUGCCAGAACCAAUGUUUUCAAGCACAUUUAUUAUUUCUUCUUUAAUAGUAGGCCGUAGGUUUGUUGAUUCUUUCGCAUAAGGUAAAAAUGUACAGUUGACGAUCGAUUAGGGGUUGGACUAGUGAUCUACUGUUGGGUAUAAAAUUCACUCUACCCUGAACAUCCAUUUUCAUCACUUACACAAAGCUUUCCUCCAAAGCUUCUACAUAGAUAUCCAUUACAUACUGCUUCAAGGGAAUAUUUGGAUGUCUAACCCAAAAGUUGUCCGUGUAUUGUUUUUUUGGGUAAAUACAAAAACCAAGCUGAAUAUUGAGUCCUGGGAUGUUGACCAUAGCUUCUUCAAAAUCAUGAUAUCCUACGAACUUUUGUUUUCUACUAGUUGUACAAGUCCUACCAUUAUCAUAGCUUCAUCCAUAUGGACCUUAUAGAAAAAUGUAUAAAUAAUCGUCACAACAGUGCACAUAUCGUUAUAAUACAGUUAGGUCAUUAAGCGCUGACCUCAAGUAUCUGUGAACGGCGGAGAUUGAGUUUUGUCCUGCAGCUUACAUAGACUAUACAUACUACAGAGAUAAUAGGGGAGAUUUAUGAAAACCUUUAGCCUAUGGCAACCAAUCAGAUCGCUUCUUUCAUUUUUGAAAAGGCCUCUGAAAAAUAAAAGAGGCAAUGUGAUUGGUUGCUAUGGGCAACUCAGCAACUUUUGCUCUGGACAGGUUUUCAUAAAUCUUCCCCAAUAUGAUUGUACUAGAGACUUUCAUCUGUGAUGUGCAAAGACACUUUAUUCUAACAAGAAAUAUUUUACCAUGUGAAAAUGUUUUACCUAUUAAAGAAGUUAAAGUGAA
This is a messenger RNA of Hyla sarda, 2928 nucleotides long. It is a transcript of the gene KATNAL1, whose product is annotated as katanin catalytic subunit A1 like 1. Gene Ontology annotation, molecular function: ATP binding; microtubule binding; microtubule severing ATPase activity. The record is from RefSeq and is a predicted model, not a curated record. The transcript has 12 exons. NCBI's taxonomy places the organism in Eukaryota, Metazoa, Chordata, Amphibia, Anura, Hylidae. The coding region runs from base 294 to 1763 and encodes 489 amino acids. Gene Ontology annotation, biological process: microtubule severing. Gene Ontology annotation, cellular component: microtubule; microtubule cytoskeleton.